UGUCACUUGUUUCUUGUUCCCAGGCGCGGCGGGCCUGGAUCGUGGCGGUGGCAUGAGGCCUCAGGGGGACAGGUCGGUGCGGGGCAGCCCCGCGGUGGCCGUGGCGUUCCCGGGAGCUGUGUGCCGGGGCAGCGGUUACCGCUUCGCCUGCGAGCUCCUGAAGCACGUCCUGCACCAGCGGAACCAGCUCCCGCUGCCCUACGAGCAGCUCUCCUAUUUCUGCCGGCGGGCGGCCCAGAGCGGAGAUGAAAUUGAGAAGCCCCUCUCCCUGGGCAUGCCAAGCAGAAAGUGCCAGCAGCUGCUGAUGGAGCUGGAGGGAUUGUUCCAGCACCUGGAAGUCAUGUUUAGUCUGACGCUGGUUCCUCGGGUUCUUUUCCUACUUGGAGGCAAUGUCAUGAACCCCAAGGAGCUCUAUGAGCUGAACUUGGAAGGGUUCUGCGAGGGCACUGCUGAAGAGAGCCUCCAGACUGCGCCCUGCGUUCGCCAGCUCUUUCACCGCCUGUUUGUUGCUGAUGUCUUCAGUGAACUUAAAGCUCUCCCUGUCACAGACACUCUUGUCCUGGUCCAGGGACACCGUGACUGUGGUGUUGAGUGGUUCCGGCCCAAGCUCAACUACCGCGUGCCGACCCGGGGGAGGAAGCUGACUGUUAAGUUGUCCUGUGAUGGACACCUCCACGUUAGUGCCUCACCUCCACAGCACACAGCACCUGCUUGGGAGGACUACGUCUGGUUCCAAGCACCCGUGACCCUCAAAGGCUUUAGUGAAUGAAUGGUUUCCAUAGAAGUUUAUUUGGAAUAUUGAUUACUUUUUAUUUUUCCUUUAGGUGUUAAUUUUAGCAAAUGUAACCAUGUAUUUUUAAAUCAUGUUUGUCUGAAUUUUUUUUUUUCUUCAUGGUGUCUACUGCCUUCCUGUAGCUUGCUGUGCUCAGCUAUUGUCCUUAUUUCCUGAGCUGUUGUUGAAGGCAAAUCUGCUUUUAUGGCACAGUUACACACAGGUCCAGUAAUUCUCUGGGGACCUGAUCUGUGACGCAGGAUGAAUUAAUGUGUUGGGGUUAAAACUCCUGCUGUGUGCUUGCUGAACUGGUAAAUGCUGGGUACAUACAAUCUCCUCC
This is a messenger RNA of Hirundo rustica (Barn swallow), 1112 nucleotides long. RefSeq names its product MAD2L1 binding protein (gene MAD2L1BP). Bases 53 to 769 code for a protein of 238 amino acids. Gene Ontology annotation, cellular component: nucleus. The transcript is spliced from 2 exons. Gene Ontology annotation, biological process: regulation of exit from mitosis. The record is from RefSeq and is a predicted model, not a curated record. NCBI's taxonomy places the organism in Eukaryota, Metazoa, Chordata, Aves, Passeriformes, Hirundinidae.